AUGAGCUUUCUAAUCCACCUGUGCCGCUUUGUAGGCGUAAUAAGCGGAUUCGUGGUCCCAGUGAUUGUAGGUUUGCACGCAGCGUCUUUAGGUAAUGUCAAACAUGCAAACUACUAUCUACGAGCACUUGUCUUCUGGGUUAUACUGGACAGAAUAUUCUCACCGGUAUUGUUCGCUCUACUGGGAUUGAUAUCAGAACUACUAUGGCCACUGGCAUUCAGCAUCAUAUCAGUAGUACUGGUCGUACCGCGAUCAAGGGUAUUGGAAUUUGCCGAUAAGUACACCGUUAUGGUUAUUAAAAACGGUGGAGUAAACAUAGCAGCUGCCAAACUAUGUGACUUAGCCGAUCUUAUCAAGAACAAACUUAAAGAUGCUAUGUGUCCCAUGGCCAAAGACGAGACACUCAAGACCGAAUAA
Babesia sp. Xinjiang is the source of this 417-nucleotide messenger RNA. RefSeq lists its product as uncharacterized. The record is from RefSeq and is a predicted model, not a curated record. The transcript has a single exon. NCBI's taxonomy places the organism in Eukaryota, Apicomplexa, Aconoidasida, Piroplasmida, Babesiidae. Bases 1 to 417 code for a protein of 138 amino acids.